This is a messenger RNA of Chondrus crispus (carragheen), 1734 nucleotides long. Its product is annotated as Chaperonine 60. Gene Ontology annotation, molecular function: ATP-dependent protein folding chaperone; ATP binding. Gene Ontology annotation, biological process: protein refolding. The record is from RefSeq and is a predicted model, not a curated record. Bases 1 to 1734 code for a protein of 577 amino acids. Lineage: Eukaryota; Rhodophyta; Florideophyceae; Gigartinales; Gigartinaceae. The transcript has 2 exons.
AUGCUUCCGUUAAUGCUCCGCGCUUCGGCGCGUCGGAACAUCCCGCGCCUGGCGCGCGGCCUGGCCACGGGCAAGGACUUGCGCUUCUCGACCGAGGCUCGCAACCUGAUGGCUCGCGGUGUCGAUUCGCUAGCCGACGCCGUCGAGGUCACGCUCGGCCCGAAGGGCCGCAACGUCGUCAUCGAGAAGAGUUUUGGCCCCCCGCAGAUCACCAAGGACGGCGUCACCGUUGCCAAGAACAUCGAGUUUAAGGACAAGCACAUGAACCUCGGCGCCCAGCUCGUCCGUAGCGUCGCCAACGAUACUAACAAUAUCGCAGGCGAUGGCACCACUACGGCUACUGUCUUGACUAGGGCCAUCUACUCGGAGGGAAUCAAGGCUGUCGCCGCAGGAAUGAAUCCUAUGGAUCUGAAGCGGGGGAUCGAUCUCGCCGUGGAGAAGGUUUUGGAGUCGUUAAAGUCUAUGACUCAAGCCAUCAGUACCAAGGAGGAGAUUUGUUCGGUCGCCACCAUUUCCGCCAAUGGCGAUGCCCAAGUCGGUCAGCUUAUAGCCGAGGCCAUGGAGAAGGUGGGCCGCGAGGGUACUAUUACAGUUUCUGAUGGCAAGACCGUCAGCGAUGAACUAGAAAUUGUCGAGGGUAUGAAGUUCGACCGUGGCUACAUCUCCCCUUACUUUGUCACUGACCCCAAGGCCCAGAAAGUAGAGUUUGAGAACGCCUUUAUUCUCUGUGUUGAGAAGAAGGUUUCCACAGUCGCCUCAAUCCUACCAAUCCUGGAGGGUGUCAUGAAGUCUCAGCGUCCUCUUCUCAUCAUUGCAGAAGACGUCGAGAGCGAAGCUCUUGCUACCCUUGUUGUCAACAAACUCCGCCUUGGCAUCAAGGUGUGUGCCGUCAAGGCUCCUGGCUUCGGAGAUCGCCGCAAAGCUAACCUCGAAGAUAUUGCCGUCAUGACUGGAGCCCAGCUUGUCAGCAGUGAUCUAGACAUGAAAGUGGAGGACAUGACACUCGAGGGCCUCGGUUCUGCCAAGAAGAUCACAAUUACCAAGGACGACACUAUUAUCUUGGACGGAUCUGGUGACAGAUCAGCCGUGGAUGAUCGAUGCGAAAUGCUCCGGGAUAGUAUCGAGUCCGCAAGUAGUGAAUAUGACAAGGAGAAAAUUCAUGAGCGCCUUGCCAAGCUCAGCGGCGGUGUAGCUGUGAUCAAGGUCGGCGGUGUUAGUGAGGUGGAAGUAUCUGAGAGGAAGGACAGAUUCACGGACGCAUUGAAUGCCACUCGUGCAGCUGUGGAGGAGGGGAUUGUACCAGGAGGUGGCACGGCACUUCUUCUUGCGUCACGAGAGGCCCUUACAAAUCAGAAGGGCGAAAAUUUUGAUCAGAACGUCGGCAUUGAAAUCGUUCGCAAGGCCUUGAGAGUACCAUGUUUCUCUAUCGCGCGGAAUGCUGGUGUGGAAGGAUCCGUUGUCGUGGAACGGCUAUUGAACCACACCGGACCGAGCCCGCUCGGAUACAACGCCCAAACGGGAGAAUAUGUAGACCUCGUCAAGUCUGGAAUUAUUGACCCCACGAAGGUACAGCGUACAGCGUUGGAACAAGCAGCGUCAGUGGCAGGAUUGAUGGCAACAACAGAGUGCAUGGUCGUUGACAAUCCGAAGGACGAAAGCGCUGAAAUGGCGGCUAUGGCAGCGGCCGCCGGCGGUGGUGGCGGAAUGGGAGGCAUGGGCGGAGGAAUGUUCUAA